AUGACGGCGUUCGACGGGUAUAUUGAGGACUACGAUCAAGCGCGGGUGGAGGCACUGAAGGCCAUCGACGAGUAUGCGCGCUGCUCCGAUCCCGCACGGCGAGAGGAGCUAGUCGUGACGGCUAAGACCUGCGUCGAUGAAGUGGAGCGAUACAUUCGCAUUUUGGAGAACGAAGCGAAGAAUGGCUCGACUCCUGCGCAGAAGAGGAAGAUGAUGGAGCAGGUGCGCCACUGCCGAACCAAGUGGACCAGCUUGAAGACCUCCUUGGAGAAGGAGAUGCUCGUGGGCGACGCGCGAGCUGGCAAGUCGCCCGAUUCCUCCAAAGAUGCCAACACGAGAGAUCAAAUGGAGCGUUGUGCUGAGCGCGUGGACAGAACUGGCCGACACCUUGAUGAAGCACAGCGCACACUCGCCCACACGGAAGCAAUUGCGGAGAACGUUGCGAACAACCUGAUGCAGCAGCGCAACCAACUGGAGCACACUGAGCUCAACGUCGCACAAACGCAGGAUGACACGGACGAGGCUAAGAGCCACAUCCGGUCGAUGGCGUUCAAGGCGUGCACCAGUCGCGUCCUGCUGCUUGUGAUCAUGUUGGCGCUCGCCAUCGCCAUCGUGCUGGUCUCGUACUACAAGUGGUACCCACGCAACAAGAAGGACUACCUGGGCAUCCUGCCCGACUCGAGCAACUCGACCUCCUCUUCCAGCAACGGCUAA
This is a messenger RNA of Phytophthora sojae, 714 nucleotides long. RefSeq lists its product as hypothetical. The record is from RefSeq and is a predicted model, not a curated record. Bases 1 to 714 code for a protein of 237 amino acids. Gene Ontology annotation, molecular function: SNAP receptor activity; SNARE binding. NCBI's taxonomy places the organism in Eukaryota, Oomycota, Peronosporomycetes, Peronosporales, Peronosporaceae. Gene Ontology annotation, biological process: intracellular protein transport; vesicle fusion. The transcript is spliced from 7 exons. Gene Ontology annotation, cellular component: SNARE complex; late endosome membrane; endoplasmic reticulum membrane.